Messenger RNA from Fusarium sp. VM40, 786 nucleotides. NCBI's taxonomy places the organism in Eukaryota, Fungi, Ascomycota, Sordariomycetes, Hypocreales, Nectriaceae. The record is from the annotation of a GenBank genome assembly.
AUGGGACGCAUCCUCAUCACAGGCUCUACCGACGGCUUCGGCUUCGAGGCAGCCCGUCAGCUAAUCGAGCGCAAGCACGAGGUCUACCUCCAUGCGCGAAGCCAAGAGCGCGCUGAGCAGGUCAAGGAGAAGUGCCCUGGUGCUGCCGGCGUGCUCGUUGCCGAUUUGACGACCGUGGCUGAGACUCGCAAGCUCGCUGAGGAUGCGAACGCUAUUGGCACCUUCGACGCUAUUAUCCUCAACGCCGGACUUCUUUACGGUCCCUUCCGCAAGACGGAGAUUGAUGUCCCAGCCCAGGUUUUCGUCAACCUCGUCGCUCCCUACAUCCUCACUUCUCUCUUCAAGCAACCCAAGCGUCUUAUCUUUAUCGCCUCUGUCCUCCACCACGAAACGAAGAACACAGACAUCAAGGAUAUCUUCUGGCUAGAGCGUGGAGAGAAGGAGUGGGCCGACUUCCAAGCUUACUGUGACUCCAAGUUCCACGUCGUUCUUCUCGCCAAUGCAGUAGCACGACGAUUCAAGGGUACCUCGGUGACCUCUUUGCAUCCAGGGUAUGUGCCCACCAAGCUUGCCGGUAAAGACGCACCUGGUAAGCUGGAGGAUGGUGUCGAGACAUAUGUGAUGCUGGCCGAGGGUGAUUAUGAUACAAGCUUGACUGGUGCCUACUUCGACCCUAAGAAGGAGAGAGGCCAGACUCAUGCUUUGACAGCAGAUGAAAACCUACAGGAGGCUGUUGUUAAGGCAUGCGAGGACAUCACUGGUUUGAAGCUUGAAGGCCCCCAGUAG